AUGCCGAAAAGUCCCAGAUCUGAGGGCUCAGCAAAUGAAGUACCAGUAGAUCCAUCUACAGAAAGCCCUAAAUCUGGUGAAAAUGCAGUAGUAGUAGAGGAACGAAAGUGGACGAGCCUAUUUACCAAAAACCGAGCUACAGCAAAUGGAUUAUCACUAGAUUAUCUCCCUCCUCAAAUGCUGAAUGGGAAACCAAUAGUCCAUCUGGACAAAGAUGAGGUAAAUCAGGAAAUCAAAAAAUGGAGCACUGCCUUAAUAGCCUAUUUCAUAGGUGAUGUACUGGGUUAUAAUGCUUUAACAAGAUACAUUACGCAGUUCUGGUCCAAUGUGGCAACACCUCAGCUCUAUUACCAUGAAGAAGGGUACUAUGUGAUUAGAUUUCGAUCGACUGAAGAUAUGAAUGAAAUCUUCUACUCAGGGCCUUAUACCAUUAAUAAUAGACCUAUAAUUCUUAAACUAUGGACUGUGGAUUUUGAUUUCAGUAAGGAAUUCCCUACAACAAUUCCUCUCUUGGUGAAAUUUCCAAAACUUCUGAUGUCUUGCUGGGGGAAAGGCUCAUUGAGUAGAAUAGCUAGUGUCAUUGGAGUCCUAAUACAUGCUGAUGAAUGUACUGCUAAACAAACAAGGAUCUCUUAUGUUCGAAUGUUGAUUGAAGUGAAUGUUACUCAACCACUGCCUGAUAAGAUUGCUGUUAUGGACCCUCAUGAGAAAGUGUUUGAGCAGGAGGUUCUAUAUAAUUGGAAACCUAAGUUCUGCCCUAAAUUCUCAAUGGUUGGACAUGUAUGA
This is a messenger RNA of Solanum dulcamara, 786 nucleotides long. RefSeq lists its product as uncharacterized. Bases 1 to 786 code for a protein of 261 amino acids. The record is from RefSeq and is a predicted model, not a curated record. The transcript has a single exon. NCBI's taxonomy places the organism in Eukaryota, Viridiplantae, Streptophyta, Magnoliopsida, Solanales, Solanaceae.